AUGUCCUCUUUCUGUCAUUUUGCUCCUUCCUGCGUUUCCCUUCUCCACUUCGCUGCCUCACUUGCGUGGCUGACCCACAUAUUCAUCCCUUCCUGCUCCAAUGCCACAUCCACACCAGCACGCUCCCUGCCAAAGGUCAUUGCAUUAGUGGCGAUGUUGGUUGCUUUCUCUCCCCUCUCCCCCUCUCCCCCUCUCCCCCUCUUCCCACCUUCCCCUCUUCCCCUCUCCCCCUCUCCCCCUCUCCCCCUCUCCCCCUCUCCCCCUCUCCCCCUCUUCCCCUCUUCCCCUCUUCCCCUCUUCCCCUCUUCCCAUCUUCCCCUCUUCCCAUCUCCUCGUAAGUACUUCUCCUCUUCUCUCCCGCUGGAUUGUCCUCUUCUCUCCCCUCUCAAGUCGUUUCUUUAUCGAUGCCUAUGCAAACCCGUGGUCGAUGUGGGCAAGGUAGCAUCUCAGAUCAACCAUGUGCCAGCGUCCCCCUCUCUCUCCCUCUCUCUCCCUCUCUCUCCCUCUCUCUCCCUCUCUCUCCCUCUCUCCCUCUCUCUCCCUCUCUCUCCCUCUCUCUCCCUCUCUCUCCCUCUCUCUCCCUCUCUCUCCCUCUCCCUCUCUCCCUCUCUCUCCCUCCCCCGUCUCUCCCUCUCCCUCUCUCCCUCCCUCUCUCCCUCUCUCCCUCCCUCUCUCCCUCCCUCUCUCUCUCCCUCCCUCUCCCUCUCCCUCUCCUCCCCAUUGAUCCUCCCACCAUCUGCCAGCGCCGUGCUCAAUACGAGUGUGUCGUCUCAACGAGGAGUGUGUGGAGAGGCAAGACACAUUAUGCUCUCUUUGUCUCUCUAUAUCCCACGUUUUAAAUUAUGCUCUCUUUGUCUCUCUAUACCCCACUCUCAAAACUACCUUCCAUUCUCCCUCGCUUCUGCCAGGGACAUGCGAGUCAUACCCUUGAACAUGCGCAGUCACACAGUGCGACGGUGCACUUACUCCCUGCCUCUGUUCUUUCUCCCCUCCCAGCUCAACUUCAAGGCAGCGUUUAUAAUCUGGUGCGUAGACAAGCUGGACUUCAUGGUCAUCCUCGGCUGCUUCCUCGGAAUAAUCUUCAGUUCACCCGAGAUCGGCCUUCUAGUCGCCUCCGUGCUCUCCAUCCUCAAGCUGCUCCUGCGCAUUGUCUGCCCGCACAUCCGCCUGCUCGGCCUGCUCAGCCUGCUCCCGAGCGGCGCUGCUACAGCCGUGAGCGUGCUACAGUUCCCCAACAGCACGCUGUGCGAGGGGAUCGUGAUGCUGAGGAUCGAGAGCCCGCUGUACUUCCCUGCUGCGAAUUUCUGCCGGCAGCGCAUCAAGAAGCUCUGUGAUGCGUAUGCGAGAGGGUACCAGCAACCCGUGCGGCACUGCAUCUUGGAUCUGAGUGUAAUGCACGACAUUGACGUGUCGAGCAUCGAUGGGCUGAAGGAGCUCCACCGAGACCUGUCCGAGAAGAGCAUUCAGCAUCGAAGUCCAUUCACCGGCGUCCCAUCAGGCAUCGACGGGCUGAAGGAGCUUUGCGAGAUUCAUGGGAUGCCGAGUCACUAUCUGUCUGGAAUGAGCAUUCAGAUACGACAAGGCAUGAGUGGGGUGAAGGAGCGAGACCUGUUUGACAAGAGCGUUCAAGUGGGGCAUGGGCUGACAGCUGAUCUGGCCUCUGUUGGUGACGAAGAGCCACUGCUCGCCCAUGCCAACUUCCUGGUAGACAUGGGCGAGCAGUGGCUCUUCGUCACCUUCCCCCCUCACUCCCCUCUGUCAGAAUAA
Messenger RNA from Closterium sp. NIES-65, 1767 nucleotides. The record is from the annotation of a GenBank genome assembly. Lineage: Eukaryota; Viridiplantae; Streptophyta; Zygnematophyceae; Desmidiales; Closteriaceae.